AUGCUUUCAUUGAAUGAUAAUCAAUGUUUGAUUCUGACGCAUCGUCUAUGCGAAACAACUAGCGAACUUUAUGAAUUGUUGACCGAUUUACUGCAAACAUCAGCAUCAAGUAUUAAUGUGACUGUUGAUGAACAUAUCGAAGUAUCGUUUCCGGUGCAUUUUGGCAGUCGAAAUCGUGUGAAAGUUUGGUCAUUCAAAGUUCAACUUCCUCAUCUAUCUUCCACCGAAAUCGAUUCGAUUGGCGAGACUUCGCUUGAUCCACUAGAUUGGAACGAAACACGAUCUUUAGGUCAUCAAAUUAUGGAUGACAUGAUUGACUAUUUACGUGAUGUUCGUCUUCGGCCAGCUUGGCGACCGAUGCCUGCAUCAGUCAAGCAAAACAUCGCGAACAGUCCUCUUCCAUUGAAAGGUCAAUCGGCUUCGGAAGUUUACGAUGAAGUUCGCUCGAUUGCUCUUCCAUACGUUUUGGGUAACAUUCACCCCCAUUAUUGGGGAUAUGUUCAUGGGACUGGUUCACCGAUUGGAGCUUUAGCAGAGCUUAUUACUGGAACAAUGAACACAAUGUCAUGGGGAGGCCAUCAGGCUAGCGUCUAUUUAGAACGACAAGUCCUAUCUUGGCUCAAAGUGCUGAUGGGAUUUCCUAAUGACGAGACGUGUUCAGGUGUUCUCGCCUUACAAGAAAGUAUUGAUCCCAAUUCCGGAGGUUUUAUUGUCGGCUCAGCAGGUACUAUUGGCACUGGUGCCAUCGAUGAUCUACAAGGUUUAGCCGAUCUAUGUACUAGCCGUCCAAAUGAUCUCUGGUUUCACGUGGAUGGAGCCACUGGUGCAGUUCUUCGUUGUUCCACACGUUUUCGAUCAUCACUCGCCGGUAUGGAACGAGCUGACUCAUUAGCAUUCGAUUUGCAUAAAUGGCUUUUUGUUCCAUAUGAAUGCGGAUGUAUUCUUGUGCGUGAUGGUCAAUUACACCGAUCAGCUUUUGCUCAACCACCUCCAUCUUAUUUAGCUUUGAUGGAAGGUGGUAUAGCACCCAGUCACGGUGAAAUAUUCUUUGGUGAUUAUGCUUUGGAACUUUCACGCAAUAUGAAAGCGUUGAAGCACUGUAGAAACUCUAUGGAAGGGCAGAAUCAAAUAGCGUAG
Molecule: messenger RNA, 1137 nt
Organism: Rotaria sp. Silwood2
Lineage: Eukaryota; Metazoa; Rotifera; Eurotatoria; Philodinida; Philodinidae
Source: the annotation of a GenBank genome assembly